Messenger RNA from Exophiala aquamarina CBS 119918, 1416 nucleotides. Its product is annotated as STE24 endopeptidase. Gene Ontology annotation, biological process: CAAX-box protein processing. The transcript is spliced from 3 exons. NCBI's taxonomy places the organism in Eukaryota, Fungi, Ascomycota, Eurotiomycetes, Chaetothyriales, Herpotrichiellaceae. The coding region runs from base 1 to 1416 and encodes 471 amino acids. Gene Ontology annotation, molecular function: metalloendopeptidase activity. Gene Ontology annotation, cellular component: endoplasmic reticulum membrane. The record is from RefSeq and is a predicted model, not a curated record.
AUGGCUUCACUUCUUCGAGCCCUAGGCGACUUCCCUCGUCGCCUCGCUGCGUUUCUCGACCGUCCUGGCUUCCCAUGGAAGAGGCUUAUACUAGGCUUUUCAGUUGGCCAAUUUGUCCUUGAGGGGCUUCUAUCACUUCGACAGUAUCAAGUCCUGCAAAAGACGAAGCCCCCCAAGACACUCGAGGAUGAAAUCUCGCAGGAGGUCUUCGACAAGAGCCAAUCUUACGGCCGCGCAAAGGCCAAGUUCGGCUUCAUCUCUGGUCUCUACUCCCAAAUUCAAAACGUUCUCUUCAUUCAAUACGAUGUGCUGCCCAAGCUGUGGUCUUUGACAGGUAUAUGGCUGGCACGAUACCUGCCUGCACGCUUCUCCGGCGAAAUCUCACAUUCGGUCUUGUUCUUCCUCACCUUCAACCUGAUCUCUCAGGUUCUGUCGCUGCCUCCCUCUUAUUAUGGCACUUUCGUCCUCGAAGAGAAGUUCGGAUUUAACAAACAGACGGUCAAACUCUGGUUGACAGAUAUGUUGAAGGGCCAGGCUCUGACGGUUGCUCUGGGCGUCCCUCUGUUGAGCGCUUUCUUGAAAAUCAUUCAGGUGACUGGUACACGUUUCUUCUACUAUUUGUGGUUGUUCGGUAUUGUCGUCCAGCUUUUCGCCAUCACCGUUUACCCCGUCUUCAUCCUCCCUCUAUUCAACAAGCUCUCUCCACUUGAGCCCGGCGAACUUAAGUCCGGCGUUGAAGCAUUGGCCUCGAGACUCCAGUUCCCUCUCAGUUCUCUAUACGUCAUUGAUGGAAGCAAGAGAAGCGCACAUAGCAAUGCCUACUUUUUCGGUCUACCAUGGAAGAAGCACAUUGUCAUCUACGAUACCCUGAUUGAAAAGAGUGAACCUCAAGAGGUCGUGGCCGUUCUGGGACACGAACUUGGUCAUUGGAGUUUGUCUCACACUACCAAGCUCUUCGCCAUUGCUCAGUUCCAUAUGUUCCAUAUCUUCGCUCUCUUCAGCGUCUUCAUCGACAACAACUCCCUCUAUUCUUCCUUUGGGUUCCACAAGUCGCACCCCAUCAUCAUUGGCUUUAUUCUCUUUUCCGACGCUCUCGCACCAGCCGAUGCUGUUGUGAAACUCCUCAUGAACAUUCUCUCCCGCAAAUUCGAGUUCGAAGCUGAUGAGUUUGCGACGAACCUCGGAUUCCAAAAGGAGUUGGCAAGAAGUUUGAUCAAGCUGCAAGUGCAGAAUCUCAGCACCAUGGACGCUGACUGGAUGUAUGCAAGCUAUCAUUACAGCCACCCCAUUUUGGCGGAGAGGCUCGCGGCCCUUGGAUGGAAGAGCUCCAAGCCCGACCCAAAUGGAAAAGUCCUGGAGCUCGAUGAGAGGGUUGUUGAUGCCGAAGUUGUCAAAGCCUCAAACAGAGAGUUGUAG